This is a messenger RNA of Mercurialis annua (annual mercury), 2034 nucleotides long. Its product is annotated as cysteine-rich receptor-like protein kinase 15. NCBI's taxonomy places the organism in Eukaryota, Viridiplantae, Streptophyta, Magnoliopsida, Malpighiales, Euphorbiaceae. Gene Ontology annotation, molecular function: ATP binding; protein serine/threonine kinase activity. The record is from RefSeq and is a predicted model, not a curated record. The transcript is spliced from 7 exons. Gene Ontology annotation, biological process: protein phosphorylation. The coding region runs from base 1 to 2034 and encodes 677 amino acids.
AUGGAUUCUGUUAAAAUUUUCACUAUCCUGCCCUUCUUGCUUUGCCUUGCCACCAUUUCUUCAGAAGCACAGCCAAAUUAUCUGUACCAUAUUUGCCAAAACGCCACUAGUUACACCAGCAUGGGAUACCUGGACAAUGUUAAUAGAGUCCUAUCUUCAAUUUCCAUCAACGCAAUAGACCGUCCGAAUGGGUUUUAUGACACCUCCGAGGGCGACGGUGAUAAUCGUGUCUAUGGACUUUUUCUUUGUUUUGGCGACCUUAGUCCAGACGUCUGCGAACUUUGUGUUAAAAAUGCUACCAAGGAAAUCAUCAAACAUUGCCCUAUCCAACCCAGGGCUAUAGUAUGGUACGACCAAUGCGUCCUGAGAUAUUCCGACCGACCAAUCUAUUCAAUUAUGGAUACAUCACUUGCUGUAUAUGCGUCGAGUGUAGAGAAUGUCACGAGCACAGACCAGCGAAGAUUUGACACGGUUUUGAAAACCACUAUGAGGGACAUAGCAACUCUGGCAGCAAGUGCUCCACGGGGUGCAAUCAAGUUUGAUGUAAAAGUAGCAAAUGUUACGUCACGUAUAAAUAUAUAUACCCUCGCGCAGUGCACUCCGGACCUAACCGGCGAGGACUGUUCUCGGUGUCUUGGGUCUGCUAUCUCAAAUUUGACAUAUGGAAAGCUAGGGGGAAGGGUCUUGUGUCCAAGCUGUAACAUUCGGUAUGAAGUAUAUCCAUUUUAUAACGAAACUGGGUUUAAACGUGAGGUUUAUCCUUUAAUCAACGCAACUGUGGUAGUGGGAAAUACACCUUCGCCUCAAGGAGGAGAAGGAAGCAAACGAUUGCUGACUAAAAUCGCAGCAGGUGUUUCUGCAGCAAUUGUGGGGAUAGUACUAUUCUGUUCUUUCAUAUAUGCAGUACUAUGGAGAAGUAAACAUCAAAAAAAGGAGGAGGUGGUUCAGUUAAUGGACCUGAGAAGGAGAAAUGACUAUUCAAGUGAUAAUAUUAGAGGAGAGAUGCCAGUGAACUACUCUCAAGAUCUUCCUACCAUCUCAUUUGACAUCAUAAAAGACGCAACAAAUACUUUUUCUAAUGAAGCUAAACUUGGAGAAGGCGGGUUCGGCCCGGUGUAUAAGGGUACAUUAGAAAAUGGCAAAGAAAUUGCAGUUAAGAGGCUCUCAAGAACUUCAGGUCAAGGACUACAGGAAUUCAUGAAUGAAAUCACUUUAAUUGCCAGAUUACAGCACAGAAACCUAGUCCGACUCCUCGGCUGUUGUUUAGAAGAAACCGAAAAGUUGCUUAUCUAUGAGUACAUGCCCAACAGAAGCCUCGAUGUCUUUCUUUUUGAUUCAAAUAUGAGUACACACCUUGAUUGGCAAAGACGUUUUAUGAUCAUCAAUGGGGUUGCCAAGGGUAUCUUAUAUCUUCAUGAAGAUUCUCGGCUAAGAGUUAUUCACCGAGACCUAAAAGCCAGUAAUGUUUUGCUCGAUUAUGAGAUGAACCCCAAGAUUUCAGAUUUUGGAAUGGCGAGAAUUUUUGGGAGAAAUGACAGCAAAAGUACAAAUACAAUUGUUGGUACUUAUGGAUAUAUGUCUCCAGAGUAUGCAAUGGAAGGACUAUUCUCUGUGAAAUCAGAUGUUUUUAGCUUUGGAGUUCUUAUAUUGGAAAUCAUUAGCGGAAGAAGAAAUAAUCGAUUCUAUCUAUCAGAAGAGGGUGAAUGCCUCCUCACGUUUGCUUGGAAACUGUGGCAUAAAGGUCGAGGUAUGGAAUUGAUAGAUCCGUCGCUUGUAGAGUCAAGUGUGGCGACUGAGGUGCUAAAGUGUGUGCACAUUGGACUUUUGUGUGUGCAAGAUGAGCCGGCAGAAAGACCCACAAUGUCAUCUCUAGUUGUUAUGUUAGCCAGUGAUACUAUUACACUUCCUCAACCCAAACAACCUCUAUUUUCUGUUGGCCAAUUAGUUGGAAGAGCAGCUCCAUCAUCAUCAGCAUCAGUUUUAAAAGUUAGUUCUGUGAAUCAGGUAACUAAUUCAAGUGUAUCACCUCGUUGA